Messenger RNA from Entrophospora candida, 1130 nucleotides. The record is from the annotation of a GenBank genome assembly. Lineage: Eukaryota; Fungi; Glomeromycota; Glomeromycetes; Entrophosporales; Entrophosporaceae.
GUGAUUCUCUCUGUACAAAGUGUUACACCUCGAAGGUUCAAUGGGAUAGAAACAUCAAAUAUCAAAGACAUAGACUUAAUACUAGUCAGGAAACAUAUUUACCAACGACAAAAAAAUUAAGAAAAGAAUUAAAUAAAUUAAAUACUAAUAUAUCUUCUUCAGAAAUAAUAGAUUUACAAAAUGAAAUAGAUAAUUUAAAAAACAGUAUAGAUAACUUAAAACAAGAAAUGGAGUCUAUUACAAGGCCAUCUGUUGAUAAAAUUAAAGAUGGUUUACGACGUGAUGCUUUAACAAUAGAUUUCAAACGUCAUAAUUCUGAAUUUCUAAGUCCAUUUUUAAAUUUAAAAAAAUAUCCAUAUACAAAAAAAAAGAUUGAUAUGAUGGUUAAAAAAUCUGCAGUAUUUUUAUUAGGUUUUUUCCAAAAAAUUUUAGCAAAUAAAAAUAAUGAACAAAUAAUUCCAAAGGGCAAAAAGAAAACAUAUACCUUACCAACAUUUAAUUUGGAAGUUCAGUUCUGUACAUUACCUUCAGGAUAUCAUACAUCAAAUCCACCAGAUCCUAAUAUUAAGUGUGAUUAUGAGGAUUGCAAUAUUGGAGAGGAUUGUAAUUCAAACAUUUUGAUAUGUGGUCAUGCGUAUCAUAAUAUAUGUUUUCAAGAAUUAAAUUGCAAAUGUCAGUAUUGUUUAGAUUAUUUUAUUAAUGGAAUUAAAACUUUAGAAAUUAAUAAUAAGAAAAAUAAGAAAAUCAUUAAAUUAGCAGAAACAAAGCGUCAAGAGAUAAUUAAAUCAGAAGAAUAUUUUUCAGGAGCAAAGAAUUAUAAACACCAUUUAGAUGCAUUCUAUACAAGCCGCCCACUUAGUAAAUUAAUUGAACAGGCUAAAUUACAAAACAAACCAGGACAACAAUUUACCAUAUCAAUAGAUGGCGAUGAUGAAUUAUCAAAUAAAAAAAUUCAACCAAAUAGUUUAAUUGAAUAUAAUUUAAACAGUGAUGCUUCAGUAUUUAUGCCAAUGCAUUUAAAAAAUAAUGGUAGUAGUGAUAAUGUUAGGGAUUGUAAUGAUAAUGUUGAUGUUGAAGGUUAUAAUGGUGGUGUUAGUAUUGGUGUUGGUCAUAGUGAUUGUAGUGAAUGA